GGUCAACAUCCACCGGUUCUGCGCCAUGGGUGUGGCUGGCGAGUUAAGGCGAUCCUUCUUUGCGCAACGUGCGCAGCCCAGAGGCCGCACAGGUCACGAGAGCGGCAGUUCCCAGGUGAAAAGUUCCAAGUCAGGCCACCUUCCAUCCCAAGGUCCAGGUGGAGGUAGUUCCAACAACAACCGUCCACGAAGUCGGCGAGGGGAGCGCCCAGAGGUCGAUGACGUUGCUCGGGCGUCCUACCGGGGAAGGAGCAACAGGGCAUCCAGCCGUUCACGACGGACGCCCUCGACAGCAAGGUGGGUCGUGAAGGCCGUGCCCAGCUGCAGCUCCGCGCCAGCAGAGGCCGAGCCGGCAGCGCCGGCGGAAGCCUGUGAGCCAACAGCGCCACAGGAGAGCGGCCUAGAAGCAGGUCCUGGGUGCCAAGCAGCUGAAGAACCAGCAGCCGAGGAGGUCAGCGAGACUCACGAAGCUGGCAAAGCUCCCCGGCAGAGGAACCUGAAGCACAACAAGGUGCUGAACGGACUCGGACCUGAAGGACCUGAACAGUUCGACCUUGCAGCGUGUGAUACCGACGACAAUGAGGAAUUCUUCCCUUCAAGAGCUGAUUCUGAUACCACCGAUGGAUGAUAAAUCCUUUGAUUUUAUUAUCGAAAA
Molecule: messenger RNA, 655 nt
Organism: Cladocopium goreaui
Lineage: Eukaryota; Dinophyceae; Suessiales; Symbiodiniaceae
Source: the annotation of a GenBank genome assembly